AUGCGUGCCUCCAUCGCCAUCGCGGCCGGCAUCAUCGCCGUUGCCUCUGCAGGAACCUCGACUGUUACCGAUGUUGUUGACGUUACCAUUACCUCAUGCGAGCCUACCGUUACUGACUGCCCCUACAAGGCUACCGACGAUACCUGGGGCGACUGGGCCACCACCACCACCACUGUUGCUCCCGUCAGCACCACCACCUCUGACCCGGCCUGGGGUGACUGGACCACCACCACCACCACUCCCGUCGCUCCCAUCAGCACCACCACCUCGUCCGAGGAGGUUUGGGGCGACUGGACCACCACCACCACUCCCGUCGAGCCCGUGAGCACCUCCACCUCUUCCGAGGUCUGGGGUGACUGGACCACCGUCACCAGCAGCACUCCUGUUGCCCCCGUCAGCACCUCGACUUCCUCCGCCGAGACCUGGGCCGACUGGACCACCGUCACCCUGAGCAGCACCCCCGUUGCUCCCGCCAGCGAGACUCCCUUCUGGCCAUCCAGCUCCCCGGUUGCCCCGGCUUCCGCCUCCGGCACUGGUGUCUGGACCUACAGCUCCCCCGUCAGCCCAGCUGUCGCCACCUACACUGGUGCCGCCUCUGCCAACGCUGGCUCUUUCGCUCUUGCCGGUCUUGUUGCCGUGGCCGCCGUCGUCAUCGCAUAA
Capronia epimyces CBS 606.96 is the source of this 660-nucleotide messenger RNA. RefSeq lists its product as uncharacterized. The transcript has 2 exons. NCBI's taxonomy places the organism in Eukaryota, Fungi, Ascomycota, Eurotiomycetes, Chaetothyriales, Herpotrichiellaceae. The record is from RefSeq and is a predicted model, not a curated record. Bases 1 to 660 code for a protein of 219 amino acids.